AUGGUCAGUCUGGUUCACCGCUACUUACCUAAUAACAAACAAACCGGUCUUACCGCACAUGAAGCGGCCCGUAUCAAAUUCUGGAAUGUGCAGGCCGGCUUAAUGCGUGGUGCGCGCCGGGGUCGGAUAUUAAAUGCUCAUUUUACCAGGAACAAGAAAAACGUGGGGAAAGAGGCUCUGGAUGUGCGCCUAUACAGCCGCCAGGGCCCCGAGAGCACCAUGUAUCGUGUGCAGCCGUCUUUCGAUGUCACUGUUCUGUGGUUCGAAACAUUUGAAACGGCGAGCUGUUGCCACCAAAACGAAGACACGGAAGAUGAAAUACCAAAGGAUGAUACUAGAUAUUCCAAGUCCGAUGACCCGAACCCGAACCACAUCAUCGCAUGA
This is a messenger RNA of Bipolaris maydis ATCC 48331, 384 nucleotides long. The record is from RefSeq and is a predicted model, not a curated record. NCBI's taxonomy places the organism in Eukaryota, Fungi, Ascomycota, Dothideomycetes, Pleosporales, Pleosporaceae.